AUGUCAACUCGAAAUAAUGGUAAUAAUGAAGUCAUAACAAUAUCCUUAAAUACAUUCUAUGGUACAUCACUUAUAUUAACUUUUUUGGGUGGGUCAUAUUUAACUUAUAACAGAUAUCUUAAACAAUAUCGAAAUGUAAAAGAUAUUCCAACUAAUUUAUUUAGGAAGAAAUGGUUAUAUGGGAAAGUAACUGCUGUUGGAGAUGGGGAUAACUUUCAUUUUUAUCACUUACCUGGUGGGAUUCUUGGAGGUUGGGGCUGGUUAAGAAAGAUUCCUGAACUAGAACCAAACACAACAAUGAAAAUUAUUAAUUCAAAAAAUAUGACAGCUUCUGAUAAACCUUUCCAUCAACUAUCAUUCAAGUCAUUUUCUAAAAGGAUAAAAGAUAUUUCUUCAAUGUCAUCCUCCCAAAGGAAUCUGAAGUUAAAGUCAAGUUAUUAUAUGAAUUUAAAACCACGAUACAAGGGGAGAAGAGGUUUACCGACUAUUCCAAUCAGAAUAUCUGGUAUUGAUGCACCAGAGAGAGCACAUUUUGGAAACCAAGGACAACCAUUUGGCGAUGAAGCAUUAAAUUGGCUUCGAUAUCGAUUGUUGAACAAGAAAGUAUGGAUAAAACCAUUAAGAAUAGAUCAAUAUAAUCGUUGUGUUGCCAGAACAGUCUACUGGUCGUGGGUUGGAGGAUGGAAGGAUAUUGGAUUACAAAUGAUAAAGGAAGGCCUUGCUGUUGUGUAUGAGGGAAAAAUGGAUGCAGAAUUCGAUAACAAGAAAAAGAUAUAUCAAUUUCAUGAAUUCCUUGCCAAAUCUCAAAGAAGAGGGUUAUGGAUCCAAAAAAGUAUUCAGACUCCUGGUCAAUUCAAGAAAAAAACAUAA
Arxiozyma heterogenica is the source of this 870-nucleotide messenger RNA. RefSeq names its product Lcl3p (gene LCL3). Bases 1 to 870 code for a protein of 289 amino acids. The record is from RefSeq and is a predicted model, not a curated record. The transcript has a single exon. Gene Ontology annotation, cellular component: cytoplasm; mitochondrion. Lineage: Eukaryota; Fungi; Ascomycota; Saccharomycetes; Saccharomycetales; Saccharomycetaceae.